UUUUGAGUUGCAUCGUCGGUAGCAUGUCGAGUGCUGACGUCCACGCGACCUUCUGGGACGGCGUCCAAGGCGCGAUCAAGACGUCGCCAAUAGACGCACUCGAGAUCCUGAAACGCUACAUGGAGCUGGUCCUGGCGCGCCACGACUUUGCUGACGGCAGCCGCUACGUUGACGCGGCGUUGGAUCUACUGCGCACCGUUCUUGGCCCGGACGACACCAAUGUACAGGCCAUGUACGAAGAGCACAUUUUGUGCUGCAACGCGGUCGCCAUGCAGUGUCUGAGCCAAGAGCAAUCGGACGAGGCACUCGCGCUUCUCACGAUCGCCGACCAGCACACAGCGCCGGACGGGCCCUUGUACUCGAACGCCGCGACGCGCAAGCGGCUCCGCGCCAUCACGCUCAACAACUUUGCCUGCUACGCCAGAAAGCACGGACAACUGCACGCUGCGAUCCAGUACCUCGAGAAGACGCUCGCGCUCGAGUCGUCGGCGGGGGCGACGGCCGAGAACCCUGCGGGGACGCACCUCAAUAUCUGCGCCAUCUUGUCGGCCAUGGGCCGGCAUCUCCGUGCGGCCGACCACGCGCGCUGUGCGGUCGAGCUUCUCUCGCAUGAACGCGGCGCAAGGGACGGAGUGGAAGGCAAGACAGCGUCCGAUAGCCUCCUCGCGAUCGCGUACUUUAACUAUGGCGCCGAGCUCGAGCACCAGAACAAGUACGACCUUGCCGCCACCGCAUAUGCCAACGGGUACGAAGUAGCGCGGGCCGAGCUCGAUCCGAACCAUGCGAUGACGCAAGCACUUUUGCAAGCUCGAACUGACGCUCAAGACAAGGUGGCGACUCGGAAAGGGUAUGGGUCCAGUGCGGCUAUGGUGGUGAGCCCCCGGCGCAAGUAGUGGCUCCACACCGUACCAAAACGGUAAAACAACGAGGAAGAUCGGACUAAAGAAAAAGUUCUGAAGAAAAAUAAGAUGUUUUCUGCGC
Saprolegnia parasitica CBS 223.65 is the source of this 981-nucleotide messenger RNA. RefSeq lists its product as hypothetical. Gene Ontology annotation, molecular function: protein binding. The coding region runs from base 24 to 893 and encodes 289 amino acids. The transcript has 5 exons. NCBI's taxonomy places the organism in Eukaryota, Oomycota, Saprolegniomycetes, Saprolegniales, Saprolegniaceae. The record is from RefSeq and is a predicted model, not a curated record.